AUGGAUCGACUUAUUCAUGCCAUCCGUACCACUCCACUGAUUGAUAAUCAUGCUCACCCAUUACUUAUUCCUUCGUCUAAGUGCAAAUAUCCACUACUAGGCAUUACUACCGAGGCGAAUGGAGAUGCUCUAAAGGCUUCCAGUUCAUCAUUGGCACACAUUCGAGCUACAAAUCAACUCGCCGAAAUUCUCGGCUGUCCGCAAACAUGGAGUGAUGUUACGAAAGCCAUCGCAAAAGAAAAUGAGAAGCCAGAUGGUGUUUGGGCAAAAUAUUGUUUUGAAGGAAUUGAAACAAUCCUUCUCGAUGAUGGUCUGAAUACGGAUAAUGAUGCCUUCGACUAUUCUUGGCACGACAAACUAACAAGUAGAAAGUGUAAGAGAAUAGUAAGAAUCGAAAAACUUGCUGCAGAUAUAGUGGACCAGAACCUAGAUUUAUUCGCUGUUUCCGAGGACGACUUCUUUGCCUCGGUGCUUGAAGGGCUUCUGAAAGCCAUAAAUGAUGCUCUGUCUGAUACCGAUGUUGUUGCCUUCAAAUCAGUCAUCUGUUAUAGAUCAGGGCUUGAUAUUUCUCGGGCCUACCCAUUAGGAGAGGUAAAAGAGUCGUUGUUGCAAUGUAUUAUGAAGCAGAAGGCCGAAGGUUAUAGUCAUUCCACAAGGUCCGAUAACCAACUUCUGAAUUCCUGGGCUAUUCACAUGACAGCUGGACUCAUUCAAGACUCAAGGACAACUCACAAGAAGCCAAUUCAAUUCCACACUGGCUUGGGAGAUAAAGACAUAACUCUUACUCGCUCUUCACCAUCCCAUCUACAAGGCUUUAUCCGCGAGUAUCCGGACGUUCCAAUCGUUUUGCUUCAUACGGGUUAUCCGUGGACAAAAGAAACGGGAUACUUAGCUACUGUAUACUCGAAUGUUUAUGCUGAUAUUGGGGAAGUGUUUCCUUGUGUAAGUCAAGAUGGCCAAGAGGCUGUUAUCCGCGAUCUCUUAGAGCUUUGUCCUUCAGAAAAGAUCGUCUGGAGUACAGAUGGGCAUUGGUUUCCAGAAACAUAUUUGCUAGCAAAGAUUCAAUCUCGCGAAGCUUUCGAGAAGGUACUCAUGGAAUAUGUCGACAAGGAAAUAUUGACUCCUACACAAGCUGUUAAACUCGUUGAAGAUGUGUUUUUUAACACAUCUAACGAACUUUAUGGUCUUGAAUUAAAAUUGAAGCAAACAGGGACACAGGUGGUUGAGCGACCUGUUAAUGGAGUGGAUGAUGUUAAACAGACAAAUGGGAUUAACCGAACCAACAACUUCAACGGCACCAAGGGCGUCAAUGGUGUCAACAACAUCCAUCAACUGAACUCGCACAACAAAAAUAGCAGAGCCAAGAGGGCUAGUGGCGCAAAGGUUUUAAAAAAUCCAUCGGACCUUGAGACCUUUGAAUUAUUCAUGGCAAACCACCCAGAAGUUAAGUUUCUGCGUGUACAAUACAUCGAUUACUGCUCUCUCACUCGACUACGGAUUUUACCCAUGAAACGUGUCCAUGAACUUCUGUGCGACAAAAAAAGUGAUGUAUCCAUCGGAAUCACUAAUAGUAGCUUAACGCUGACGCCAGUUGAUCAUCGUAUCGAUUCCGUUUCUCCUAGAGGGGUUCUCAGGCUUCUAAAUGCUGACGUCUCUUCAAUGCGUCCCGGUCCGUGUCAUGGCUAUGCUUCGGCCCAAGCAGAACUCCGCAACCAGGACAAUACUCCGUUGAAUGUAUGUCCCAGAACCACUCUCAGAAACAUAGUGAACAAAGCAAAGAAUCUCGGUCUUGAAUUUCUUGUUGGUUCUGAGAUUGAAAUUGUGUUCAUGAAAGGCACACUCAAUGAAGACAACACAUUCACGUUUGGUCCUCUUCCGGGUGCGGAUUCUCAUUGUUGGGGAUCCAAUAAUGCCCUUCCCCAUGCUAUCAGAGAUGUUGUGGGUGAAAUAGUGGAUACAUUUUCAGAUGCUGGUAUUGACAUUGAACAAUGGCAUCCAGAGUCGGCCACUGGCCAAUUUGAGUUUGUCCUCCCUGCUUGCGUACCCCUUGAGGCUGCAGAUGUACUUUUACAGGCUCGCGAAAUCAUCACUACAAUUGCAGAGAAUCAUGGAUGGCGCGCGACACUACACCCCAAACCUAUCCCGGACAAAAUAGGUACGGGAGCACAUGUUCACCUUUCCAUACCUACCCCAGAAGGCGAGAAGGAAGAAACUUAUACUCACUUCUAUGCUGGAAUAUUGAAACAUCUUCGAUCAAUUACGGCUUUGACCUAUAGUAACGCUGCGAGCUACGACCGUAUUUCUGCGGCUGGUGGUUUUGCCGGCAGUACUUGGGUGACUUGGGGUACGCAAAACCGAGAAACCCCACUACGAAAAAUCGAAGGAUCGCACUGGGAAAUAAGAUGCUUGGAUGGCCUCGCCAACAUCUAUUUGGCCUUAGCAGCAAUGAUUGGUGCCGGUGUAGAAGGCGUGAUUGCAAAAGAAAAGAUGACAUGGCUUGAUUGCGAUAUGUCCCCUGCUAAGUUGAGCCAGGCAGAUAGAGAUGAUUACAAUAUCAAAGAAAUGCUGCCAAGUAGUUUGGAGGAGGCGCUUGCCUGUCUCAAAAACGACCAAGGCAUGUAUAGGAUACUUGGUGAGGCAGUAGUGGUCACAUAUAUUGCAAUGAAACGGGCGGAGCUGGAGCUCAUGAAGCCCAUGAACGAUGAACAGAGGAGAAACUGGAUAAUCGAGAGAUAUUAA
Messenger RNA from Sclerotinia sclerotiorum 1980 UF-70, 2739 nucleotides. RefSeq lists its product as hypothetical. The coding region runs from base 1 to 2739 and encodes 912 amino acids. Lineage: Eukaryota; Fungi; Ascomycota; Leotiomycetes; Helotiales; Sclerotiniaceae. The record is from RefSeq and is a predicted model, not a curated record. Gene Ontology annotation, molecular function: hydrolase activity; glutamine synthetase activity. The transcript has 3 exons.